UAACCCGGAAGAGGUUGCGUUAAAGAGUUCUGGAGGCGCUGGUGUUGGCAGCCGAGACUUUGUCCGCGGCUGGGGCGCUAGGAUGAACGCCCCUCCUGCUUUUGAGUCGUUCUUGUUGUUCGAAGGCGAGAAGAAGAUCACCAUUAACAAGGACACCAAGGUACCCAAUGCCUGUUUGUUCACCAUCAACAAAGAAGAUCAUACACUAGGGAACAUUAUUAAAUCACAACGGGAAGACCCCUUGGCUAGAAGGCCUGGUAAGCUCCAAGGGCACUCGCCGGCCCACUCACGCGGCUUGUCCCUGUAUCUCAGACAGCUGUUGAAGGACCCACAGGUGCUGUUUGCUGGCUACAAAGUCCCCCACCCCUUGGAGCACAAGAUCAUCAUCCGUGUGCAGACCACGCCAGACUACAGCCCGCAGGAGGCCUUCACCAAUGCCAUCACAGACCUCAUUAGCGAGCUGUCCCUGCUGGAAGAGCGAUUCCGGGUGGCCAUCAAAGACAAGCAAGAAGGAAUUGAGUAGCGGGCUGGAAGCAGUCUGGGUUGGCCAGUUCUUACCCUGCACCAGCCCUUCUCCCGGCACCAAGUAGAAGACUGCAGCCUCUCACAGCUGUGGUCCUCUUUGGAGCUAUCCCAGAGAGCCCCUCACCCCGACACCGACGUGUCCUGUACAUAGAUUCUGUUUCACCUUCCUAAUAAAGUGUGGCUGGCAAAGCCCGGGAUGUGAGCUGAA
Molecule: messenger RNA, 733 nt
Organism: Phyllostomus hastatus (greater spear-nosed bat)
Lineage: Eukaryota; Metazoa; Chordata; Mammalia; Chiroptera; Phyllostomidae
Gene: POLR2J
Product: RNA polymerase II subunit J
Exons: 4
Coding region: 83-523 (146 amino acids)
Biological process (GO): transcription by RNA polymerase II
Cellular component (GO): RNA polymerase II, core complex
Molecular function (GO): DNA binding; protein dimerization activity
Source: RefSeq, a predicted model, not a curated record